Molecule: messenger RNA, 1935 nt
Organism: Vollenhovia emeryi
Lineage: Eukaryota; Metazoa; Arthropoda; Insecta; Hymenoptera; Formicidae
Gene: APP-BP1
Product: NEDD8-activating enzyme E1 regulatory subunit
Exons: 8
Coding region: 119-1735 (538 amino acids)
Biological process (GO): DNA damage response; ubiquitin-dependent protein catabolic process; protein ubiquitination
Cellular component (GO): nucleus; cytoplasm
Molecular function (GO): ubiquitin activating enzyme activity; NEDD8 activating enzyme activity
Source: RefSeq, a predicted model, not a curated record
UCCCCACCCGUCAUCCACGCACGCGUUAAGUUGCGGUCAGUCGCCGCUGUUUUCGUGCGGCUGUGCGUGUCUCGAGGCGUUUCCUGGUGCGCUACUUCUCUCAGAUUCGUCUCCCCCGAUGGCGUCCCCCGAGUCGAAAUCGCCCGAGCAGUCCGAGAAGAACCGAAAGUACGAUCGCCAAUUGAGAUUGUGGGGUGACCAUGGUCAAGCGAAUCUGGAGGCUGCUCAUGUCUGUCUGAUAAACGCCACCGGACUCGGCACGGAGGUGCUGAAGUCGCUAGUGCUUCCAGGCAUAGGAGCGUUCACCAUAGUCGACGGCAAGAAGGUCACCGGCGAGGACAUCGAAGCUAACUUCUUUCUAGAACCGGACAGCGUUGGAAAGUCCAGGGCGCAAGUGGCCACUCAACUGCUCUUGGAGCUGAAUCCAGACGUGACCGGCGAUUACAUCGACGAGGAGCCUGAACAGAUCUUAUCCAACAGCCCGGACUUUUUCAACAACUUCACCGUGGUAGUGGUGACCGCACUGACCGAAAAAACGCUGAUUCUCCUGUCGAAAAGACUCUGGGAACUGAAUAUUCCUCUGGUAGUGUGUAGGAGCUUAGGGUUUAUCGCGUAUAUGCGAAUUCAAGUGAACGAGCUCUCGGUUAUAGAGACCCAUCCGGAUAAUGAAACGUCAGAUUUGCGACUAGACAGACCGUUUGAUGGCUUGAAGAAGCACGUAGAUUCCAUAAAUCUAGAUGAAAUGAGCUUUAAGGAUCAUUGCCACGUACCGUACCUAAUUAUCCUGUACAAAUACUUAGAAAAGUGGAUUUCGGUGCACGGCGCUCUGCCGAAAACUUACAAGGAGAAGCAGCAGCUCGUGAAAAUGAUAAAGAGUGGCAUGAGACGCGACGAGCACGACUCGUCUAAUAGCGAGGAGAACUUCGAAGAAGCUAUGAAGGCUGUAAAUAAAUGUAUAAAAGCGAGCGAUAUUCCCGAUAGCGUUAUAAAUAUCUUGAACGACGAUCGUUGCGUCAACUUGACAGCGAAGAGCAGCUCCUUCUGGAUAAUCGCGAAAGCAGUGCGCGAUUUCAUUGAUAACGAAGGCCAAGGAUUACUACCACUUAGGGGCACCAUACCCGACAUGACUGCGGACACUGAAAAAUACAUUGCGCUCCAACAAAUUUACCAUAAACAAGCAUCGGCAGACGCGGAAGCCGUAUGGAGGCGCACGUUGCAAUUGCUGCGUCAACUGGGAAGAUCGUCGGAUUCAAUCACGGAAAAGGAUGUCAAGCUAUUUUGCAGGCAUGCGUCUAACAUCUAUGUAGAAAAAGGCAGCUGUAUCGCAGACGAGUACGAUCCUAAAGUUUUCGAUACUAAUAUCAUAGUUCAAAAUUUAGAAAAUCCAGAGAGUAUGAUGAUUUAUUAUGUCAUGCUCCGUGGAGUAGAUAAAUUUCAGGCGGAGUACAAUUCGUAUCCCGGCGAAUUUGACGAUCAAGUGGAGCCCGAUAUCGUGAAGCUUAAGACAUGCCUUACGAAACUGUUGAGCGAAUGGGGAUGCGGCCCGUUAGCCAAAGACGAUUACGUGCACGAGCUCUGCCGAUUCGGCGGCGCGGAAUUGCAUUCCGUUUCGGCAUUUCUGGGCGGGCUUGCGGCGCAAGAAGCCAUCAAGCUGGUCACGAACCAGUAUAAGCCCGUUCACAAUACCUUCAUCUAUGACGCCGCCACAUCGUACUCUGGAACGUUCUCCUUUUGAAAUCGUGAAUUGUUACGUGAUCUAUGCUAAUUAAAAUGAUAAUACGAUCUUAUAAUUAAUUCGCGAGUUCUUCAGUCGUUUCGAAUCAAGAUGGGUGGUUUUAGUGAAUAUUAACCGCCGUCUCGUCCAUUAUUCAACUUGUUAUCCUUCAUGCGAUUCUAAAACUGCGAUUUUACGCCAAAAUUUGGUCAUUCCAAAAA